CAUACUUUUGGUCAUGUAGUGUAUGUAUUGCGUUCUCUCUUUCCGUAAAUCCCCAGCUGUCUUCCUCUGUUUUAAUCUUCCUCAUAAACAUCCUCUAUCUAAUCUAUUUUUAGAAACACAAUACUCAACAGGUUGGAAUUCUCCCAGGGGGUGUCAAACAUCAGUCCCAGCAAACAGGAAGGAGUGGAACCCACUGUUUCAGGACCUCAUCACCCCCCCACUUUCCAUACUUCGCCCCCAUUCAUAUCCUCUCUCAGACCCUCUAUUGAUUAUUUCUUACAUUCCAUCCCUCCUCUCUCCUUCAUCUCGUCUGGCCCUUUACAGCGGUGACACAAAAAGAUACACAUCUCUCUGCUUUGAAUGAAAAAUGCGUGGUGAAUACUGUUACUGUCUGUGUCGUGGGUUCUGCUGAAUUCAUGCGGGUAUGUGUAUGACACAGGGUCAGUUCUCUUGCCGGUUUGCCGUCGCCUCUGUACGCCGAUGAUAUCAUCGUUUGACAUCAAUUUGGACAUACUCUAUGAAGAUGUUUGAACUCUUGAACUUAUCAUCCCCAGAUCAGAGGCGGGGUAUGGGUUCGAUGCAGUGUGGGACAGCUCCUUUUCAGGAUGGGGUAUAAAGAGCAAUAUACAGGACAAGCUGUUUACAUGUCCACCUUCUAAACAAGUGCUCUGCAGAGUGAGAGGAAACAGAAAGUGUAUGUGUGUGUGUUUACCAGAAUGGAGUGGAUGAGAAAAUGAACCCAGAAAAAAAAGGGUGGGGUGGGGCUGCUGACUGACUAUAAGUGCGUCCUAUUGAUCUAUACAGUAUGUCCAUCCAUGCGCAGGCCCAGCCUAGUCUCAGGGGAUGUUGCAAGAGAAAAACAGACAGAGACAGAGCUCUGCUAAAGAAGCAUCUUCAACUAUUCUGAGGAACUGUUCUCCAUCUUGUGCUUUCUCUGCUUACUCUGGAAAAAGGUUUUUUAUAUCUAUUUAUUUAUUUGAUUCAUCAGAGUUAUCCAGAGAGCUGCAAAGGUUUCAGGUUGAGUAGCCUACGAGAAGCCAGCGGUUAUGAGCCAAGCAUUUGACUGCUUAAGUGGUCACACACUCUGUGGAAUGAAACGGACAUCCUGUGUAGCCCAUCUUUACGAGAGAUCGUGGUGAGCAAACGCAUUUUCAGGUUAGUUAUGUGUUAUAAUCGUCUGCUCUUGGUGAGCGGAGCAGGGCUCCUUCUAACAAUCUCCAUCGGGCUGUGUGCCCCAACGGCUGACCAGUACUCUCGUGGAGUGGACUGGCUGAGUCGGUAUGGGUACCUGCCCCCUCCGGACCCCCGCACAGAGAGGCUCCAGACCAGGGAGGGCAUACAGAAAGCUCUCCGCCAGAUGCAGAGGUUUGCUGGGCUAGAAGAGACAGGAACACUGGACCAUGCUACUCUUUCUCUGAUGAAGACCCCUCGCUGUUCCCUGCCUGACAUUGUCGGAACGGAAGACCUGAGGAAGAGAAGGAGGAAGAGGAAAAAGAGAUAUGCUUUGACCGGGCUGAGCUGGAAAAAGAAUGAUAUCACCUGGAGUGUGCUCAGCUACCCCUCCCCCUCCCUGUCCCCCUCCCUCCACCCCGAACUGGUGGACCUCAUCCUCACCUACGCCCUCCGUGUGUGGAGCAACCCCACCCCCCUCAACUUCCAACUUCUUCGCCCCUCCCGGAACCACCCCAACCAAGAGGGGGACUUCAGGGUGUCCUUCCCCAGCUCCUACCAUGAGGACGGGUACCCCUUCGAUGGCAGAGGUGGCACCCUGGCUCACGCGUUCUUCCCCGGGACGGCAGACAUGGCGGGGGACACCCACUUUGACAAUGGGGAGAGCUGGAGUUACGGGUAUGGAGAUGACGUUGGCACCACUGAUCUCUUCACGGUAGCAGUGCAUGAGUUUGGCCACGCCCUGGGCCUCUCACAUACCUCUUCCAAUCCCUCCAUCAUGAGGCCAUACUACCAGGGGACUGUGGGGGACAUCCAGAGCUACACACUACCUACAGAUGACAGGCUGGGAAUACAGGCUAUAUACGGAAAGAGAAGAACGUCUGCCACGCAUCCCACUCCGGCCCCCACCACUCCCAAGCUACCUUUCCUGCCCAGUCCUCCAUCCCCAAGACUAACACCACACCCAGACCCUGCUCUGCCAGAUCGCUGUGAGGGGAAAUAUGAUGCCAUUGCCAACAUCAGAGGAGAAGUCUUCUUCUUCAAGGGUGCUUUUUUCUGGCGUGCUCAGCAGUGGGGUUCUCUGGUGUCUUUCAUCCCAGCAUUGAUCCACAACUUCUGGGUUGGGCUCCCCCUAAGGCUGGACCGGAUUGACACAGUCUAUGAAAGGAGCGACGGACACAUCGUCUUCUUCAUUGGAGCCCAGUACUGGGUGUUCAAAGACAGGGCCUCUUUGCCUGGGUACCCACGCUCCCUAGAGGAAUGGGGCAUGCGUACCAUGGAGGGUCGGCCACUGGAGAGGGUGGAGGCGGUGUUUGUGUGGGCACACAAUGGGAAAACGUACGUGUUCAGCGGAGGGGAGUUCUGGAGAUUUGAUGAAGGGGGGCAGGAAAGGAAACUAGAGGGGGGGUACCCCAAAAUGGCCUCCCUCUGGACAGGGGUGCCCUCUGACCCCGAUGACAUCAUCAGCUGGGGAGACGGAGAUGCUUAUUUCUUCAAGGACACCUCCUACUGGGUGCUAAAGAGAGGGGGAUUGGACCAGGGAAGUAUCACUCCAAAAUCCACAGCAGUGGAUUGGAUGAAAUGUAAGGUUGGUGGACCAACUCCCACCCUCUUACCCAAGAUGCCUCACCCUACAGGCAGAGACUGUGACCGGAGCAGAACUGUAACAAUACAAGCAUCUUAUUGGCUAAUCAUAGUGUCUGUUUCCGUUUUGUUAUUAGUUUCUGUAUGUUAGUGUUCACUUUUUUUUUCACUAACAACUACAAUGAUUACAUUGAUUUGGUGAAAAUGAAAUUAAAUAGAUAAAAUGACAGACAGCAAGCAGGGUUCAGGAGUUGUGACGAUUUCAGUGCUCAGAGGACUAUAAGACAUUUACAGUGUAUUUAAGUAUGUCCAUCUGGUCAUUAUGUCUUGUGAUGUACUGUAUGUCACCUGAUAUGAUGCAUGUCUUGUGAUGUAUGUUAUCUGUACACCAAGUAUGUCUGUCCUUUGUUGCAAAGACAAUUUCCAUAUGGGAUAUUAAAUUAUACUACUCUAUCCUA
Salmo salar (Atlantic salmon) is the source of this 3212-nucleotide messenger RNA. RefSeq names its product matrix metallopeptidase 25a (gene mmp25a). The record is from RefSeq and is a predicted model, not a curated record. Gene Ontology annotation, cellular component: extracellular matrix. NCBI's taxonomy places the organism in Eukaryota, Metazoa, Chordata, Actinopteri, Salmoniformes, Salmonidae. Gene Ontology annotation, biological process: proteolysis; extracellular matrix organization; collagen catabolic process. Gene Ontology annotation, molecular function: zinc ion binding; metalloendopeptidase activity.